This is a messenger RNA of Alosa alosa (allis shad), 8646 nucleotides long. RefSeq names its product zinc finger and BTB domain containing 37 (gene zbtb37). NCBI's taxonomy places the organism in Eukaryota, Metazoa, Chordata, Actinopteri, Clupeiformes, Clupeidae. Gene Ontology annotation, molecular function: DNA-binding transcription factor activity, RNA polymerase II-specific; RNA polymerase II cis-regulatory region sequence-specific DNA binding; protein binding. Gene Ontology annotation, biological process: regulation of transcription by RNA polymerase II. The record is from RefSeq and is a predicted model, not a curated record. The transcript has 4 exons. The coding region runs from base 541 to 2154 and encodes 537 amino acids.
UCAGGUUUGUGGAACUAUGCUAACGGCCAGAAACGCAGGGGCUAGAAAGAACCCGCUAAGAAGAGUGAGGAUUUUGCGAACACAACAAAUGACAUGUUCUGGAUAUACUGAUAAUAGCCCGUGAUAGGAUGCAGUAGGCAGUAUACACUGUUUUGUCGCAUUCGAUAUAAUAGUGUUAUCUAAGGAAGGCAGCUUCCUGGACCUAUCCAUCGCCGGAGUUUGUCGGGUAGGCUCCCGCUCAUCACCGUACUGCAGUAUGUUACUCAUACCGAGAAGAGUGCUGCGACGCGGCUAUGAUCUGGAAGCUUGAUCGGUCACUGGGUUGUCAAAACGCCGGCGUUGUAGCCUUUAGUAGUUUUAAGUAAUGCGUUCAUUGUGUCCGUAAUCCACUGCUUCUAUGCAAGUGAAUGUUUCAAAACAGUUUCAGAUUCAGUUACGCGUUCGAGCCGCAGUUUGCAAAAAUAACCAAAUGACACCCCCAGUGUGAUAUCAGUCCUGUUAACAUCAAGGUUUGUCUGCUGUGACAACGCGGCAGACGGCAUGGAGCGCGCAGGCAGUAUUCAGCUCGACAUCCCGGACUUCAGCAACUCGGUGCUGUCCCACCUGAAUCAGUUACGCAUGCAGGGCCGCUUGUGCGACAUUGUGGUGAACGUGCAGGGACAGAGUUUUCGCGCGCACAAGGUGGUGCUCGCCGCCAGCUCACCAUACUUCCGCGACCACAUGUCACUGAGUGAGAUGAGCACGGUGUCCCUCUCCGUCAUUCGAAACCCGUCGGUGUUUGAGCAGCUGCUGUCAUUUUGCUACACAGGCCGAUUGUGCCUGCAACUGGCAGACAUCAUUAGCUAUUUGACAGCAGCUAGUUUUUUGCAGAUGCAGCACAUCAUUGAUCGCUGCACACAGAUUCUAGAGGGUAUCCAUUUCAAAAUUAACCUGGCUGAAGUGGAGGAAGACUUGGUUGGGGCUCACCGAAGCUCUGGGCGGACCUUGGAGUCUGGGAAUGUUGGUGGGGGUUCAAUGGGUCCGCACUUGCUCAGUCCCAGACUCCGUAGUCCGAAGGUGACCGGCCCAUGUGGCAUAGGAGAUGUUGGAGCAAUGGAGGUACGCAACACAUGUGAGACACAAGACGUGAGCCCAGCUGGCAACUCUAUGAGCCCUCAGGUUGUUGAGCACAGUGGGCUUGUGUCAGAAAUGUUAGGGGACAAGGGAGGGACAAGCAACAUCAGGGAAAAAGAGCCAGUCCUGCGCAUUAACCGAUCAGGGCAAUGGUAUGUUGAGUCUGGACUAGAGGAUAGUAGGGGAGAGGAAAUAGGGGUGCGGGUGCCGGAUGGCUUGCGGAUCAAGACGGAGCAUUUAGAGGAAUGGGGGGGCAUGGAAAGUUCGUCAGCAGCUGAAGUGAGUGGGACAGUGGAGGAGGGUGCCCCCAUGAUGAUCGACGCCUCAGGCCGCAGCUCACUGGUGCAAGAGGAAUUUGUUUCAGGUGCCUCUGGGUCAAAGAGCUCCCAGCCCUCCAGCAGCUUCAGCGAGACUGAGAGGUUCAGUCCUACAGGUAGUGUAGUGGUGAUGGCAGAACGUCAGAGGGCCAAGAGUGAGUCUCCAGGGAGAGUGUAUGAUCAGAAACACCACAGCUCACAGGGUGAGGAACAGGCCAUUUUUGACAUGGGCGGCUACGAGGAAUACCUGAGGGAGCAGGUGGGUGAUCGCUGGUUCCGCUACAACCCACGCCUCACCUGCAUCUAUUGCUGCAAGUCUUUCAACCAGAAGGGAAGUCUGGACCGACACAUGCGUCUACACAUGGGCAUCACACCAUUUGUGUGCCGCAUAUGUGGUAAGAAGUACACACGGAAGGACCAGCUGGAAUACCAUAUCCGCAAGCACACUGGCAAUAAGCCCUUCCACUGCCAUGUUUGUGGAAAAAGCUUCCCUUUUCAGGCUAUCCUCAACCAGCACCUCCGCAAGAACCACCCUGGUUGUGUCUCACAGGAAGCAGCCCACAGUGCCUCCCCUGAAACCACCACCGUCUCAUCUAGGGGAGGCCAUGCUGAUGAUGGGUCCCCUGGCCAGGAGGAAGGGGAGGGGAAUGGGGCAGGAGGAGGGUCAACAUCCUCAUUGGGGGAGGGUAUGCAGCCCUCAGUUUCCACCACAGGCCCUGAUUAAGGUGUCAAGAUGUUCAGAAGAAUGAGGUGAGAGUUGAUGAUUGGGUGGGGGAGAAUCUCAAUUUUGGAGAAUGUAUCAUAUUCCCUGCCCUCAACAAGCAAUCUCAACCUUACCUCUAUUCUCAGCUCUUACUCUCACCCAAAUCCAAAACUUUCCCCACCCGAGACUCAAUCACAGAGGCAAAACAGCAGAGGCAAUAUCUCAGCGACAAAUGAGAGAGUUAAACGUGAAAUAUUUUCAAAGCUGCUUUUCUUCACACUUAGGAUGAGAAAAGGGAGGAUUCACCUGAAUAUGGAUAGUCGUAUCUUCAAUUAUUCAUUUUAAAUAUCCUUAUAUGAAAUGUGUGAAACAAACUUACAAAGAUGCAAGAGUUAGUGUACUAGCAGAUUUAUAUGUUGGUUAUUUAAGAAUGGUCUUUCUGCUUUAAACCACAUCUACCUUCACUAAUACAGACUGAACCAGAAGCUAUCUAAUGAAGAAACUCCACACUUCAACAGCCUCACAAUCACUGGAUACACAGUGUUUUGCCUUUCCGGUUUUUAGUAUGUUACUUUUUUUUUUUUUUUUUUUGCUUUCUUUUGUAAAAGGUUUUGUACUUCUUGGAGCAAAAGUUUAGAAUUCAGGAAAAAUUUUGACAUGUUUAAAUUCGGCCAGAUUGCCAAGGUAUUUGUGCCAAAUAUUGAAGUUAAGAUAAAAGAGGAGACUUUGUUUCCCUUUUUUUAAAUUUUGCCUUCUGACAAUCUUGUUAACCUCUGCUAGGAUGCAACACUACCAUAGCAGAGAGUCUGCCAAGUGUGUUGUCUGAAAGACCUUUUAGGUCCGAUCAGGUGGGAGAAUAGAAUAAUUUGAUCUUUAAAAUGAAAAGUGCCAAUUCGGCUUUACUGGUGUUUACACACACUCAGACUUGGAAAAGCCUCUAAUAUUGAAUCAUAAUACAACACUGAAUUUGUAGUGUAUUUAAUUACUUAAUCAAUCUUGGUGUCUUAGAAUUAAACUGCUUUGUAGGAUAUGAUAUUGGCUAUAUGAUGUCCUUUUGGACAAACAGUUGGUCCUGGAUCUGACUUAUUUUACAUAUAAUAUCUACUUUCUCUGGAACGCCUUUCAACAUUCAACAUUUUCAAAUAGCUGCUGAAUGUUAAUAUCAACAGUAAUACAGAAAACAUAAAAGUCUUCAACCUCAGAUAAGCUACUAGACAGCUCAGUUACCUCUCAAUGAUCACUACGCAAUACAAAUCUGUUACCAGUGGACUGGUAAAUGCACUCAGUAUUAUUAUUAUGAUUAUUAUUAUUAUUACUGUUGUUGUAAAUUUUCUUUUCUUUGUAUUUUUAAUGAACUACUCUAUAGUCCCUUGUAUUGAAAGCUAGUUGGGCUCACAGUUCUAAGUCAAAGGCUCAAGAUGAGGGUCCAAGAGUCCAAAACCGCAUGGACAAAAAGAAGCUAGAUGGUCUAUGAACUUGGAAUGGAACAACUCCCCUGGUGCAGAUAGAAGCAGUGGUUCAACCCCCUUCACUUUAUGGUGUUAAAGCAGCACAGAAUGUCAUGGAAUAGCAACCUUUAAAUGUUCUUUACCUCAACAGAUUGACUACCCAUGGAUUAUGUCACCAGUGUUGAAAAGAACCAUUUUGUCCCCUUGACUUUCUUUUUUUCCGCAGUAUAUUCCUAAACAAUUUAUUUAUAUGGUGUUGUACACCCAUCUCAAAUCUAGACAUUUGUCAAUUUGAGAAAAUUAUUUCGCAUUCAUUUUGUAAUGUUUCCCCUCAGAACCUGGCCUUUCUUUCUCUCUCAAUUUCUCUGAGUUCAAUAAUAGCCCCUGCUUGUGUGCAAUUUUUUUUUUUUGUCUCAAAUGUCUUUUCUUUGUCUCGUGAGAAAUAAAUCAGUUAAUUUGUUUCUCCUAAGGGACCCUCAGCUGCAAACCCUGCUCUUGUCUCAACCCAAGUCUAAUUUAAAUUCAACUUAAAGGGCUCUAUUUUUACGAUCAAAAACAAGGUGCAAAGCUUCUUCUUAUCCCGACGCAAAGCUUAUAACUAUCUUAGACUCAUCUUUCGCCAUGCGCUUCACUUUUAUUAAGCCUUGCGCCCAGGGAUGUGGCAGAAGGUGUGGUCUGGCGCAUGAUCCAAAAAUCGCUGUCUUACACCCUCAAAAAAUCAUUACCCCACUGACCAAGAAAAACCUGGUCUAUAGUGAAAGGCGCAUCUAAAGCACAGCUGAAGACGCACGGUCACAAAAUGUAAGCAGCCCUUAGCAAGCAGUCCCAAACAACUUCUCUGCAGGAUAAAUAGCCUUAGGAUUUCUAUUCAGUCAUUCAAACAUUAUUGGGGUAAGUGUUGCUUUUUUCAUGUUUUCGAUGGUAAUCCCUUGUCAGUCAAUAGUGAAAGCAAUUAACUGUGUAGAACUGUUUUGUCAUUGACUAUGAGACCACGGUUAGUUUCACUUUGCCAAUGACUUCAAAUAAUAGUCAAGUGCAGUAGGCUAUACUCUGCUAGGUUUUAGUAAAGCAUGGUUUAGUGAAAUACCUGGGGGGUAUUCCAAGUACGUGGUUUAGUGACAAACCUGGGUAAAUUAACUCAGUAAGUGGGAAACCUCCUACAACAAGAGCCCUAUGGCAUUGUUUUGUUAGGAGAAUAAAGCCAUACAGUGGGUUUACCCCUUACUCUGAGUUAACCUACCCAGGUUUGUUACUAAACCACAUACUUGGAAAACCCCCCUGUUCCAUACAGUCUUGCGUGCAAGCAGAUUCCUUCAAAUGCGCCGCUGACUAUCAAAAAACCGAUACGCUGUUUGAAGUUGCGCUGCUUGCUGUUAAAGGGAAUGACCGAUGUAAUUUUCAUUAGUUUAAAGGAUGUUAUGCCCAAAACACACCCAUGACUGAUUAAGAAACAUAAGACCCACCUUUUUGCGCCAAGCGCCCGGCGUUUGAUAGCAAAAUCACCCAGAAUGUGGACUGGAUACACCCCUAAAUGUAUUUCAGCUUUUCACCAGUAACCGUACGUUUUAGAUCGCCAAGAUGGAGCCCAAAAUCUCAAAGAACUGUUUUUCUUCUCAAUUUAUAUCUGUUUUUCUGUGUUGGUGGUCUGGGGUUAACAAUGUUAAAGGUGCAGUCAGUUAUCGUACACAAUUUCAACUUCAUUCAGCCAACAUCUCAUAAUCCGCUAGCUGCCCAUCCCGUGAGAACACUGUAAAAAAAACAGUCUCUGUAGGCAGCCCACCGAAAACUGGAAACAAAGUGUGAACAAAUAAGAAACACUUUGGAGUUUCUCUGGCAAUACUGAAGGGAGGGGUGAGCUACCUCUCCAAUGUAUUCUGUUUGGUCCUUGGUUAAAAUACUGUGUAAUGUAUAUUGUUUUGGACAAAAGCAUCUGCUACAUUUUUUUAAUUGUAAACAUAAACAAAUCUUCCACAAUCACUGACUGUACCUUUAAAUUAAACAAGUUUAAGGCUUCUGUAGUUAGCAUAGUCCAUGUUUAUGACAAUUGCCCUGGAAAAGUACUGAUGAAACAUUUCCUAAGUUUACAAAUUUAUCACAAAUUUGCAGUAAGUCACUGAAGCUCUUUAACUAUUACAGUAGACUAGAACCCCAACCCUGAUUAUUAAAGAUAAACGUACGUAGGCUAUUAUUAGCACAUGUUUUUUUAUCAGAAUUGUAUUUGACUGAUAUAACCUUGUGUAGACAGCACAGACCUGAACCGGACUUGCUCCUAGCACGAGUGGUUAAUGUCAGUUCUCUGAAUAAUGUGCCAUGGACUCUAACUUAGACAAGGUGCUGUCAUGGUCCAUGUAAACCAUUUUCGUAUGUUUUGAAGCACCAAGUCUUGUCUGCAAAACAAAGAGAAGUAAUAGAGAGAAAGACAAAAUAAAUUGUCCUACAAUCAAGAUCUGGUGAUAUGAGUUGUGCUGGCAAACUGCUGUGUAUGGACUCGUAUGCAGAAAUCCUUGAAACUUAACUUCAUCUGAAAUCUGUGCUGCUUUAAAAAUGUCAUACCUCAGUGUGAUGUUUCUACCUUCACUACCAUUACACAGUACACAUUUAUUUUUAAUAUAAAUUCAGAAUAGAAAGCUCAGACAAUAGGACCACAAAAUACUUGUCAGAGCAAUGAUGGGAUAUCAAAGGGUUGUAGGAAUGAUUAUUGCUUUGGUAUCAAGCCUAGGUAUGCUUAUUUUAUUUAUAUAGCAAAUGACAAGGCGAUAAUAGAAGACAGUCAUGUAAUGGUUGAAAACCAAGGAUAUUAUCAGUGAUAAAUCUACUUUUAAGAGCUGUGAAUCACACUAAAGUGACUUAAAAAUACAAUCGGGAAUACAGCUACUGAUGUUUUCAGGUGUCUUUGUCCACUAUUGUAUUAACAGGUCAGAACUUUGACAAUACAACAUGACCUCUGUGUAAAUCAUCCCCCAGGCUGGUGGUUCUGAAUUCCCCACGGAUAUCAGGAAUUCUGUUAACUUGUUUUUUUUUUUUUUUCAUUCUUGAAGUAGUUCUGUGUACUAUUCAGGUUUUCAAAUGAGCUGUCAUAUGUGUGGACAUUUGUUUCAAGAUUUUAUGCAGCAUUGUCUGACUUCCCUUCAAUAUGGGGUGAACACAAUAUAAUUAGGGGGGCAGAGAUUGUUAGCUCUUUGAAAUUGCACUGAUUGCACAGCUGGACCGUGUUGAAUUAGUUGCUGAUCACAGAGCCUAGAAGAGGCCUGGAGCUAAUGUUUGCUCUGAGCAUCUAUUUCCAUCAUUAGUAACAGAAUGUAAAGCCGGCUAGUCCAAGUAUUCAAAAAAAUAUGUCUGCAGUUUUGAGAUGGAUAUAUGUGUUUCCCUGUAAUUACACAGGACAAAAAGUAAUGGUGCUACAGGAUGCAAAGUAUGCAUUUGUCAGUAUAGUUUAGGAUAAGACCAGGCCUAGAACACACUUUGGACCUAAUGUAACUGGCUGAAUGGUCUUUCUCCAGGACUCUUUUUUGUACUGUUUGACAUGGCAUUAAAGCUGAGCUCAAUAAAUAAUCAAAAUAACUGGGAAAUGUCUAUCAAAACAUCAAGUUUGGCUUGGUUUAUGUACAUGUUUUAUGUAGAAAUGGGGCAGGUUUUACGUAUACUUUGCAGAAAUGGGGCAGUAUAUGUCCUAACAAUGUAGGUCAAAUACAGUAUGUAUUGGGAGAGAGUGCAGUGAUUUUAUAAUAGGUCCACUUAUGUUUGAUAUAUGAUUCCAUUCCACAGUACAUAUUUCAUUUGGUGUAUCAAUCAGAUUGGUGCCCCAGACAUCCAUCCACUACAACAAAGUGAAAAACAGUUAGAACUUAUCCAGGAUUCUACUUGUUUGCAACAGAAAUAAUUUACUAUUUGCCUUUUCUUUGCGUUCUGCAAUGCAAUCCUAAUUUGAAAUGGAUCAUUUCCAAAGCUUUAAUAAUUCUACAUAGUAAUAGAUUUAUUGUUGUAGUGUAAAUAGGAAUAGUUCAACUUAUUAUGUUAAAUUAAGUAUUGCUAUUGUUUACCAACAGACUCCUCUAUCAAAGAAAGGUCCUUUCCUGAAAACCUCAGCAAUGUUUGUUGUGACCCCCUAUGCCUCCUCCCUUCUGGAGAGUGAAUGGGUCUGUCCAGUGUGCUUUUUUUUACAAUGGCUGUCUCCAUAGUUAGAACUUGUCCAGAGAAAAGGGCAAGACGGAAGUACUGAUACAGUGAGCUGCAUCAAAGUGCGGUUCAGAGAUUUUUUAUGCAAUCAGUCCGUUUAAUCAGUCUUACUACCAAAUGCUAAGGUGAGCUACUUUGUUAGCUAAAUCACCCAUUUUAAAAUUAGAUUGCCUUGUAUAUCAAAUGGAUGGUCAGUCAUAUCAUUUUAAAGUUGUCUGUAUGACAUUUUCCUUCAGCUGAAUAUUUUUUUUUUUUUUUGUUCUUAAUGAAGCCAUAUUUUAUCUUGCCUUUAUUUGCAGUAUAUAGCAUGAUAUGGGGACAUAUUUAUAUUUCCAGUUCAUCUAAAGUAGAAGCAAUACAAUCAGGAAUAAUGUGGAUGUCUUUUAUUUGUACUUAGCUGACAGUUUUAAAGAUAUACAUUAAAGAGACAAAUGCCCUGAGUCUGAAUUAUGAUAAAACACGCAAUGCCCAAAUGCAAAGAUUAUUCACAAUGAUACUGUACUUCAGUUGUCGAACAAACUCUUGCAGCAUAUUCUGUAUUUUCAUGUAAUCUUAAAAAAUAAAUAAAUUAAAACAAUGUAUGUAAUUUAAUAUGCAUUGCUUUAAAGAAGUGAUCCCAUAUUGAUUACUUGUAUUAUGGACUUGUAUUGCCCCCUUUGAUAGAGGUACAGAACUAGCUGAUGUACUGAUUUUAAUGAUAAUGUGAAUUGUACCUUUACAACAACCACUACUUUUUUGAAUAGUAUUGUCAAUUCCAUUCUCCUAAAAGGAAAUAAAGCACUUUAAGUGUACUGUGAAUGAUUGGGUUGUCAUAUUCUAUUCAUUCUGCAUGAAUAAAUCCCACUUAUGUGAUACUGCAGAAUAAAACCAUUUCAAUUCAAAAUCUGAA